GCUUAAAGUGAGACAUUUUUUUUCUCACUUUCACACACUGAAAUAUCACUCUGAAAAUACACAUUCGAAAAUAUUUUAAAACAAAAUUCUUGUAAUGGCUCUUGAGCAAAUCUGUGGAGUGAAUCGAUUGCCGUUUAUGAAACGUUUCAAUGAACUUCAAUUAGAAUGGCAAAUGGAACAACUUGAACAGGCCACCAGUAAUUUUCGUAAUCCCUAUGCUCUGAGUGCUCCACCUUUUGAGCAGCCAGCUGAAAAUUUACCCAAACUCCUCGCGCAUUGUAAUAUUCAAAUGGAUUUUGCUCAUGGCACAACCACCUUGGGCUUUAUAUUUAGAAACGGUGUCAUUCUUUGUGCAGAUUCUAGAGCCACCUCUGGACAAUAUAUUGGUUCGCAGACCAUGAAGAAAAUUGUGGAACUAAAUGAUUACAUGCUGGGCACUUUGGCUGGCGGCGCAGCGGAUUGCGUCUAUUGGGACAGAGUGUUGGCCAGAGAGUGUCGGCUGCAUGAGUUGCGUUUCAAGCGGCGAAUGACAGUGGACACGGCGGCUCGUAGGAUGUGCAACAUCUCAGCGGAAUACAAGGGAAUGGGUCUAGUGAUGGGCAUGAUGUUGGCCGGAUACGAUAAUGAUGGGCCUAAGUUAAUCUAUGUUGAUUCCGAGGGCAUGCGUUCCCAUGCCAAUGUCUUUUCGGUGGGCAGUGGCUCACCCUAUGCCCUGGGCGUACUCGAUACUGGCUAUAAAUGGGACAUAACUGAUCAAGAGGCCUACGAUUUGGCCAGAAGGGCCAUUUAUCAUGCCACCAGCAAGGAUGCCUAUUCCGGUGGCAUUGUACGUCUGUACCACAUCACGGAGAAGGGUUGGAAAAAUGUAGGCAACACGGAUUGUUGGGAAUUGCAUGAGCAAUAUUCCAAAGAAGAGCAAAAGCGAGAGGGUGGCGAUCAUGAUCAGAAUCAACCGUGUACGAGUCAAACUCAACCAUGGAUCGAAAGAAAAUUGAUAGAGACGCAAAUGGAGGCUCAAAUGGUCGCUGCUACCACUGAGACACAAGAUGGGACGAAUAGGUAGAUGAAUUUUCCAAUCUCUUCAUACAUAUGUAUGUAUGUGUAUGUGUUGUAACCAUUUCCCAUUUUGAAAACAAACAGCUGAAUCUAAAACCAAAAUAUAUGAGCAACUUUCGCUCGCUAACGAA
Drosophila willistoni is the source of this 1187-nucleotide messenger RNA. RefSeq names its product proteasome subunit beta type-5 (gene Prosbeta5R1). Gene Ontology annotation, molecular function: threonine-type endopeptidase activity. The record is from RefSeq and is a predicted model, not a curated record. The coding region runs from base 95 to 1063 and encodes 322 amino acids. Lineage: Eukaryota; Metazoa; Arthropoda; Insecta; Diptera; Drosophilidae. The transcript has 2 exons. Gene Ontology annotation, cellular component: proteasome core complex.